CCCUCUUUCAUUUCAUCAGCAAAUGCCUCCAAAAAGUCCAAACUGAACGCCCACUUUACAUUCUGAAUACAAAGACAAAGAUCGAUCAAGUAUUCAAGUUGUAUCCACCAACGCCCACAGUUUCUUUUUUCAUUACCAAGAAUCGUCAACAACAACAAAACAGUUAUCCACUUGCUUAACCCUUUUUCUCUCUCGAUCGACUCGGAUAAACAACUGCGGGAAACAACAGUCGAUUCUGGAGAUCAUAUCAUUCAUUAUUUCAUUCCCCCUUAUCUUUUCCUUCUAACUUUCCAUCCUUUUCUACUUUUUAAAUCAAGUGAGAAAGAGAAAGAAUACUCAAGUCUAUUUGUCUUCCAUCAGGUGUAGAACCCUUUUUCUUAUUUAAGAAUUCAUUCCCACCAGUCGCUCUGUAGUCGUCUUCUUUCCUUUCUCUUCCCUUUCCCUCCGUCGCUCCCUUUUCUUCGUUCUUUCUCUUUCCCUCGUGAAAUUUCGUGGGCGGUUUUGUCACUGUCUAAACGUAUCUGAUCCCGCUGGCUACGAGAUUUCGUCUCCACUGAUUGAUUGGCAUCCACUUGCUGUAGGGGUUCUGAUUUCUUCUCUACUUCGCUCGUCUAAGUAGGGCAGAGAUGGGUAUAUACCUCAGCUCUCCCAAAACAGAGAAAUUCUCCGAGGAUGGAGAAAAUGGUAAGCUCAGAUAUGGCUUAUCAUCCAUGCAAGGCUGGCGUGCAACCAUGGAAGAUGCGCAUGCUGCUUUGCCUGAUUUGGAUGAUUCUACUUCAUUCUUUGGUGUGUAUGAUGGCCAUGGAGGUAAAGUGGUUGCAAAAUUUUGUGCCAAAUUUCUUCAUCAACAGGUUCUAAAGCACGAGGCAUACAUAGCUGGUGAUAUAGGAAGUUCUCUCCAGAAAUCAUUUUUCAGAAUGGAUGAGAUGAUGCGGGGACAGAGAGGGUGGAGAGAGUUAGCUGUUUUGGGUGAUAAGAUAAACAAGUUCACUGGCAUGAUUGAAGGGUUGAUAUGGUCUCCAAGGGCUGGUGAGAAUAGUGAGCAACAUGAUGAUUGGGCUUUUGAAGAGGGGCCUCAUUCUGAUUUUUCUGGACCUACUUCUGGCAGCACGGCUUGUGUUGCAGUUAUAAGAGACAAACAUCUUGUUGUUGCAAAUGCUGGUGAUUCUCGAUGCGUGAUAUCACGAAAGGGGCAGGCAUACAAUCUGUCCAGAGAUCACAAACCUGAUCUUGAGGCUGAGAAAGAGAGGAUUUUGAAAGCUGGUGGCUUCAUACAUGCAGGACGUAUCAAUGGCAGCUUGAAUCUUGCAAGAGCAAUUGGUGACAUGGAAUUCAAGCAGAACAAGUUCUUACCUGCAGAAAAGCAAAUUGUGACAGCCAAUCCGGAUAUUAACACUGUUGAGCUUUGCGAGGAUGAUGAUUUUAUUGUUCUAGCAUGUGAUGGAAUAUGGGACUGCUUGUCCAGCCAGCAAUUAGUGGACUUCAUUCAUGAACAACUGAAGUCGGAAACAAAGCUUUCAACAGUCUGCGAGAGGGUACUUGACAGGUGUUUAGCACCAUCCACAUUAGGGGGUGAGGGAUGUGACAAUAUGACAAUGAUCUUGGUUCAGUUUAAGAAAUCAGUCGAGCCAAGUAGUAGCUCCGCUGACGCAGAUGGACAAACCUCUCAAGCCGAAGUUGCUGCUGUUAACCCUUCUGAGCCCAUUGUACCUACUAGACCAGAGGGAGCUGAAUGAAGAAGGGUAUCAAGCAGAUAUAGUCUGCUGUUUGUUCGGUAAUAUUAAAUUCUCUCGUCGACAAUCUGUUCCUGAGGUCUGCCCUUUGCUUCCCUUUGUAAAAAAGCAGAGGACUUUGCUUUUUAAUCCAUGGUACUCUGCUUGAAGAGUGUGUUCUUUUUCCUCAACCACAUCAUCUCAUUUUAGAAACUCUGUACAGGUCUUGCUGCUGACAAACGUUGAUAUAUUGGUAUAUUUUGGAGUUGCUUCAUGUCUCCUCUUAUUAUUAUUAUUAUUAUCUUUUCAACAGGAACUCAUUAGAUUUCGAGUCGAAAUGGUCAAAACCUGCUCAAUCUGUUUGUUUGAUUAUCUUUUUUUCAUGUCGGUAUGAGGAUAUCCAUAUCUAUUCCAUAUGUAUGUCAAGCAAGAGCUAUUUCCUGCUGAGUUUGUCUGUUUGAGGAUCUUUUUGCAUGUUGGAGUGAAGAAGUCUAUGCAGCUAUUCCAGAUCCAGAUGCAAAAGCUACUGUGAAAUUCUGUUACACGAAAACGGGCAGAAAACAAGGAAAGAAUACUCGUUUUCAACGAGAAAGUUUGAGCAUUUGUUUCCUUCAUUUGAAGAACUCUUGAAAGAGUACUUUCUGUCUCUCUAUUCUCUAAGUCCACUAAAAUACCUUACAAAUAGUCUUUCUCUUG
Molecule: messenger RNA, 2408 nt
Organism: Linum tenue
Lineage: Eukaryota; Viridiplantae; Streptophyta; Magnoliopsida; Malpighiales; Linaceae
Source: the annotation of a GenBank genome assembly